Messenger RNA from Scheffersomyces stipitis CBS 6054, 2415 nucleotides. It is a transcript of the gene CCC2.1, whose product is annotated as heavy metal translocating P-type ATPase. The transcript has a single exon. The coding region runs from base 1 to 2415 and encodes 804 amino acids. Gene Ontology annotation, cellular component: membrane. The record is from RefSeq and is a predicted model, not a curated record. Gene Ontology annotation, biological process: copper ion homeostasis; monoatomic cation transport. Lineage: Eukaryota; Fungi; Ascomycota; Pichiomycetes; Serinales; Debaryomycetaceae. Gene Ontology annotation, molecular function: copper ion binding; ATP binding; ATP hydrolysis activity.
AUGGCCUGUUGUGUUGUGGCUGCUGGAGUCUAUGUUGCUCUUAAUUCGUUCUACGAUAAAACCAAAUUCGAUGUUUCUUCUAAUGUCGUCAUAGGUCUACCAGAACCUGACCACAAGUUUCCUUACGAAGCAGUUAAGUCAGUGACUAUGGAAGUUUCUGGAAUGACUUGCUCUAGUUGCGUUUCUUCUAUUGAAGAUCGCAUCAAUGCAAUCGCUGGUGUCACUGGAGUCAAAGUAUCACUUCUUCUAGAAACUUGUAUAAUCGCCUAUGAUCCUGGUAUGGUCGCUAACUUGGACGAGUUCAAAGAAGCAAUAGAGGAAAUUGGAUUUGAAGCUUCGUUCGCAAAAGAGAAUAGACAGCAAAAAAGUCAUGAACAAAGGAAACUAGAACUGUUAAAGAAAACCUAUUCAUUCUUUGUAUUGGCAGGAGUUUUAGCUGCAUCUACUUGGGUAUCAAAACUAUUGUCAAGGGUAGCUUUUCUAAUUGAUAUUCGCCCAUUUUUCAUUGUUCUAAGUGUUCUACUAGCCUCGGUGGCUCAGUUUUAUAUUGGUCCCAUUUUCUACAAGCCUACUUGGAAUACGAUCAAAAACAGAAAACCAUUUACAAUGGAUACUCUAGUUGCACUUAGUACGACCCUAACCUAUAUCAUAUCAUUCACCUACGUAGUAGAUUUCUUCCUUGAAACGUCUACCACUUUGAAAGAAGCCUAUUUAGAUAACUUGUGUUUCGAUUUGUCCUCUGGUAUUCUCUUUGUUAUUUUAGGUGGAAAAUACUACGAGAACUUGGGCAAAUUGAAGCUUCUGUCCAACUUGUCUAAUCUCAAGAAGCUUUUACCUGAGUCAGCUCUCAGGGUUAAUGAAGACAAUUCAGUGGUUCAAAUUCCCUGUUCAGUAUUAAAGAAAGGAGAUAUGGUGCUUGUUAGGCCAGGCACAAAAGUGCCUAUAGACGGACAGGUUGUCAAAGGUGCAUCCUUCGUAGACGAAUUGUGUAUAACUGGAGAACCAACUCCAGUGAGAAAAGAACCUAAUAGCAUAGUUAUUGCUGGGACUUACAACAAGACUUCUACUUUAACUGUUAUUACUACUGACGCUGUUCAAGAUUCCAAGCUUGCCCACUUGUUCUCUUUCAUUGGAGAUACUUCUACUACGAAGAGUAGGUUGACAGACUAUAUACAACAAACUGUCAACUUCUUUGUUCCUUCUAUCAUUGUGUUGUCCAUCUUGACCUAUGUAUACUGGAUGUAUGUGUCGGAUGUUGAUUCUCAGUUGCUGGGACUGCAAUACGCCAGACUUAGAGCUCUAGCUGUUGUCACAGUUGCCUGCCCUUGUGCUCUUGGGUUGGCCGUACCUGCCGCAAUAACACAAGGGAUGAAUUAUGCUUCUGUAAAGGGGUGUUAUGUGCGUGGAAGUGGUUUGGAUAUUCUAAUGAGGAUCUCAGGUAUCAAGAAUAGGACAAGAGCUUUUGUAUUGUUCGACAAAACUGGAACACUUACUUCAAGAAACGUUGUCAUAUCUGAUUUCAGAUUCAAGAAAAAAAUGAACAGUAUUCUCUUCUGGAAGUUGAUUAUAGCUGCAGAGAGUUUUGAGGAUCAUCCAAUUGCCUACACCAUUGUUGAAUAUGGUCAGAAGCAAUUGGCCAAACUUGAGGACACCGAAUCAAGUGAUCCGAAUUGCGUGGAAUUUCAGUACAUUCCAGCAAAAGGUAUUGAAUGCCAGGUUACGAAGGAUUCUCGGUCUUAUGAGAUUAAAGUAGGAAAUGCAAAUAUUUUGCCUGACAGUUCAUUAAGAACUUCGAGUGAUUUAUGGUUCCUUGUCGAUGGUGAGGUUAUAGCUGAGUGCAAUCUCAUCAAUCCUAUUCGUCCUGAAUCUGAAGUACUACUCAAAUAUUUAUCGGAAAACAACUUUGAGUAUGGAGUUGUAAGUGGCGACAGAAAUGAAGCCACUGCAAGACUCUGCAAGAAGCUUGGAAUCACGAACUUUUGGGGUGAAUGUACACCAGAAGAUAAAUUCAAAGUAACUAGGCGUAUACAAGAAGAAUACGGAUUGCCGGUAGUAAUGAUAGGAGACGGAAUGAACGAUGCUGCCGCUUUAACGCAGGCUGACUUGGGAGUUUCACUUUCUGCUGCUCACCAGUUGUCGAUUGAUAGCUCUGAAAUUGUUCUCAUGAAUGACGAUCUUCUUUCGCUCAUCGAUUUGCUUCGAAUCAGUGUUCUCACCAAGCUGAAAAUGAUGUUCAACAUUUGGGUUUGUAUUAUCUACAAUAUAGUCAUGGUACCAUUGGCAAUGGGAUUUUUCACUCCAUGGGGAGUAUCGAUUUCGCCCCAAUGGAGCUCUACCCUUAUGUCCUUCAACAGCGUGUUCGUUCUAGUUAAUAGCUUACGUAUUGGUAGGGAAAUGUCGGCUGCAAAAUCAUAG